Molecule: messenger RNA, 4737 nt
Organism: Lutra lutra (Eurasian river otter)
Lineage: Eukaryota; Metazoa; Chordata; Mammalia; Carnivora; Mustelidae
Gene: TBC1D2
Product: TBC1 domain family member 2
Exons: 13
Coding region: 213-3011 (932 amino acids)
Source: RefSeq, a predicted model, not a curated record
CGGACGGGGCGUGGCCAGCAGCCCCACCUGGGCUUUCAGCCAAAGGCGCGGUGAACCGCCGCGGUCAGCUUUCCAGCUGUCUCCUGGGGGCGGGUCGCUACUGGCCCCGGCCCCGCCCAGAUUUCUCCUUCUUGGGAAGCACCCCCAGAGUCUCCGAGAUUUGGCCCGAGUUGGCUGCUGGCCUCCAAUCGGUCUGGCGGUCUCUAACGGCGAUGGAGGGCGCCCACGAGAACCCCGCAGAGUCUAGCUCCUCCGUCCCCAGCUCCGAAGAGCCUGCCGGCUCGGCCAGGGGCCCCGAGGUGCUGCCUCGGGAGGAGUCGGAGGGCUGCGCCCGUCCCUUGGACGCGGCCCCCAAGAAACUCUGUGGCUAUCUGAGUAAAUUUGGCGGCAAAGGACCCAUCCGGGGCUGGAAAUCCCGCUGGUUCUUCUACGACGAGAAGAAAUGUCACCUGUAUUAUUCGCGGACCGCGCAGGAUGCCAAUCCCUUGGACAGCAUCGACCUCUCCAGUGCGGUCUUUGACUGCAAGGCGGACGCCGAGGAGGGGACUUUUGAAAUCAAGACUCCUAGCCGGGUUAUUACUCUGAAGGCCGCCACCAAGCAAGUGAUGCUGUACUGGCUGCAGCAGCUGCAGAUGAAGCGCUGGGAGUUCCACAGCAGCCUGCCUGCGCCCCCCGCUGCCCCCGCCACCCCGGCUGCCAAUGGGCCCACCUUGCACCUCGAGCCAGAGCAAGAGGAAGCGGAGCUGGAGGAAUUCCUGUGCCCUGUGCAAACGCCCCCGGGGCUUGUGGGUGUGGCGGCUGCCUUGCAGCCCACACCUGCCAUGCCCUUGGCCCUUCAGAACAUUUCCCUCAAGCAUCUUGGAACUGAAAUACAAAACACAAUGUACAAUAUUCGGGGCAAUAGGCAGGCCCAAGGAACAGGCCACGGACCUCCAGGAGAAGAUCCUCCCGGGAGUGCGGAACCUCAGAGGGACGAGCAGCCCUUACCCUCCGACCCAGGCACCCCAGGGAAAGAUCCAGCAGAUUCUCCAAAGCCUACACCCAAAUCCUCUCUGACCGCCAGUCUCAUUCAGAAAGCCAAGCGCCAGAACAACACCUUUCCACUCUUUGCCGAAGGACUCACACGAACCCGAACUGCCCAGGAAAAGGUUCUGGCCUUGGAGCAGCAGGUUCUGAUGCUCACCAAGGAGUUAAAGUCUCAGAAGGAGCUGGUGAGGAUCCUGCACAAGGCGCUAGAGGCUGCCCAGCAGGAGAAGAGGGUGUCCAGUGCGUACCUGGCCGCGGCUGAGGACAAGGACCGGCUGGAGCUGGUGCGGCACAAGGUGCGGCAGAUCGCGGAGCUGGGCAGGCGGGUAGAGGCCCUGGAGCAGGAGCGGGAGAGCUUGGUGCACGCGGCUGGCCUGCGGGAGCAGCAGCUGCAGGAGCUGCAGCGGCACGUGCAGCUGCUCACGGAGAAGAACCAGGCCAAACAGCAGGUCAUCUGCAAGCUCUCGGAGCAGGUCACCCAGGACUUCAUGCAGCCCCCUUCCCAGACACCUGUGCCCCCAGGGGCGGCCGACAGGGACUUCCUGAGCCAGCAGGAGAAGAUGGAGCACCUGAAGGAUGACAUGGAAGCUUAUCGGACCCAGAACCGCUUCCUCAACUCCGAGAUCCACCAGGUCACAAAGAUCUGGAGACGAGUGGCUGAAAAGGAGAAGGCCCUCCUGAUGAAGUGUGCCUACCUUCAAGCCAAGAACUGCCAGGUGGAGAGCAAGUACCUGGCCGGGCUACGGAGGCUGCAGGAGGCCGCGGGGGGCGAGUGCGCCGAGCUGCUCAGGCAGCUCAUCCAGGAGGCGCUGCAGUGCGAAGCCAGGGAGGCCUCCGCCGAAGGCGUGGAGCUGAGCCCCGUCAGUGAGUAUGAUGAGUAUGGCUUCCUGACGGUGCCCAACUACGAGAUGGAAGACCUGAAGCUGCUGGCCAAGAUCCAGGCGCUGGAGGUGCACUCCCACUACCUGCUGGCCCAUGAGGCCGUGGAGCGGCCGCUGCGGGAGCGCUGGGCUGCCCUGGGUGAUCUUGCGCCCUCGGCCGAGCUCAAGCAGCUGCUGCGAGCAGGUGUGCCCCGAGAGCACCGGCCGCGUGUCUGGAAGUGGCUGGUCCACCUCCGCGUCCGGCAUCUGCAGAGCCCCGGCCGCUACCAGGCGCUACUGAGCCAGGGCCAGGUCCACAAGCACCCUGCCGCCCGCCAGAUCGAGCUGGACCUGAACCGGACCUUCCCCAACAACAAGCACUUCACCUGUCCCACCUCCAGCUUCCCCGACAAGCUACGCCGGGUGCUGCUGGCCUUCUCCUGGCAGAACCCCACCAUCGGCUACUGCCAGGGCCUAAACAGACUGGCGGCCAUUGCUCUGCUCGUCCUGGAGGAGGAGGAGAGUGCCUUCUGGUGUCUGGUGGCCAUUGUGGAGACCAUCAUGCCGGCUGAUUACUACAGCAAGACACUGACGUCAUCCCAGGUGGACCAGCGGGUGCUCCAGGACCUCCUCUUGGAGAAGCUGCCCAGGCUGAUGGCUCACCUGGGGCAGCACCGCGUGGAUCUCUCCUUCCUCACCUUCAACUGGUUCCUCGUGGUCUUUGCAGACAGUCUCAUCAGCAACAUCCUUCUCCGGGUCUGGGACGCCUUCCUAUAUGAGGGCACCAAGGUGAUAUUCCGCUAUGCCUUGGCCAUUUUCAAGUACAAUGAGGAGGAGAUCCUGAGACUGCAAGAUGCCCUGGAGAUCUACCAGUACCUGCGCUUCUUCACCAAGACCAUUUGCAACAGCCAGAAGCUGAUGCACAUCGCCUUCAACGACAUGAACCCUUUCCCUAUGAAGCAGCUGCGGCAGCUGCGGACGGCCCACCGGGAGCGGCUGGAGGCUGAGCUGCGAGAGCUGGAACAGCUGAAGGCCGAGUACUUGGAGACACGGAAUUCCCAAGGCCCAGCGGUGCCAGAGGGUUGCACCAGUGAGGACGAGGGGGAGGGGGAGGGGGAGGCCUGACUUGGCCACCUGCCCUUUCCAAAGCCCUUUCUCCCCUUUGGCUGUCAGGCCCCAAGGAGAAUGGCCAUGGAACAGGGGUCUGGCCCAUGAGCCCCAGCACUAUGUGACACUGGGCAAGUCCCUUCCCCUCUCUCGGCCUCAGUCUCCUCAUCAGAACAUUGUCUGCUGUGAAGCCAUUGGUUGGGACUCAUGAGCACAUACCCAGGGACGCCACCCCUUUCUCUCUUCUUCCACAGAGCACUUUAGCACACAGACAAGCAAGAAUGCUGUCUUAUAGGGUAACCUGAACAUUCUCUAAGUUUUAUCUAUAUAAAACAAUGCAAAAGUUGGAAAUAGUUGACAAGCUUUGGAAUUUGAAUGAUUCCUAGUCACCAGCCCCUCCUGGGUAGGCCCAGGGCCCCAGGGUGUCCCAUCACUAGGGCCUUCCCAGCCUGGGACAUCCCUGGGUUCUGUUUCUGUGGGUGUCUCUGCAGGGCCCGCCCCCUCCUGGUUUCCUGAGGAGCAAGGGCCCUGUGCAUUUCAGGGGUGUCCUCCUGGGCCACCUCUCCAGUGCUGGUUCUGCUUGUGUCCCAGGCCCAGCUCCCGUCCACUGAAGCCCGUUUCCUGAGCCUUGCACCUAUGCACUCCUUUCCAUUCACAGCCCAUUUUGGGAAGAGGGGUUCUGAGGGAAAAACUCCUGCCCACACCAAGAGGAACUUGGUGUGGGGGUUGGGUAGAGAACCCUGGGUCAGGUGCCAGACGCCUGAUCUCCCUCUGCCAGCUUCACGGGCCCAGCAAGAAGAGUCCCCUCCUCUCCGAAAAGUGAGUGGCUUGAGGGUGAGGAAAAGGUGGUGAUAGGGACAGAGCUACAGCCUGUCGCCAAGUCUGGACCGGCUCUUUUGGCACCCACUGUGUGCAGGAACUCGGUUUCAGUUCUUCUGGGCUCUUCUGGAUCCUUCCUCAGCAGUCGGAGGCCUCCCCGUUCCCCUCAAGGCAGGGGUCAAGGCUGCACAAGUGAUUUUGGCUGCUCAUUUCUCAGCGAACCCUUGGCUGAGGGUUGUCUUGUCUUCGGCAGGAAGGACUAGGGCUGGGGGAUUCUGGCAUGGGAACUUCCAGUUCUGAUCUGAGGUUCCUGUCCAGGGCUGGGAAGGAGACCACACCUAUUACUUGGGACUUUGAGGUGUUGGCGCACCAGACACCCAGUUCCCUGACACCGUGCCCCCACAGAGCUCGGGGGAAGAGACGUUCAGAGUUCUCUCCUCCCACAUGAUCGAGGCUGCUGGCUGGCCCCAGGGCCCCGGCUUUGCCGUGAGCACUCCACCUAGGGUCUUAACAGCCUUCUUCAUUUUUCCUAAACUUUUACAUCUGCUGAGAUCCUUUUACCGCCAAAUGGCAUCUUGUGAAGUGUGAAGGCAGCCUGCGGGGGUCCUAGCUGCAUCCCUAACAGGCUGGGUGCUGUACCCCUAAGGGCAUCGCUGAGGAGACAAGGCCAGCCUUCCAGAGCUCCCAGGUGGUGGAAGGACACAACACUGGUGCCUGGCACAGAGUAAAGCACCACCACCAGCAGGGAGAAACGUCACCCAGACAGCUUUGAAAAGACCCAAGGCUCCAGGAAAGAUGACCUUCAGGUUCUUCUGGUCCAGACUUGAAAUUCAAAUUCCCUCCUCAACAAAAAAUAACCCCAGAUCAGACAGGGCCUGUCAGAUAAAUGACACCCCCCUCUCCCCUUCCUAUCUCUCCCCUGCUU